Molecule: messenger RNA, 2221 nt
Organism: Cantharellus anzutake
Lineage: Eukaryota; Fungi; Basidiomycota; Agaricomycetes; Cantharellales; Hydnaceae
Exons: 9
Coding region: 136-1836 (566 amino acids)
Cellular component (GO): nucleus
Source: RefSeq, a predicted model, not a curated record
GCCUGUUGCACUACGCCAUAAGCGUACAUGAGGAUUUCACCGUACGCAUAUUACAAUGCGCGGCUAGGGAGUUGAGAAUUGCUUGCCACCCCAGCGUUCAAAGUCUGGUCACCUGCCCUUCCAGGCAAACGUCGCAUGUUACGUGGCUGUGCUACCCCAGGUUGCAGAAUACUUGCGAAGAUGAAACGCACUCGGGGGCCCGGGAAACAAACGAAAAUUCAGGAAUACAUUGCUCCUUCUCAAGUAGACAAACCUACACCUACAGAAGGCCAGGAGGCGCGUCUCCGGCGACGGAAGCCACUUCCAAGAGAGAAUCACUUCACGGAUGACUCGGACUCUAGUGAAUAUGUGUCCAAGAUCAAGCUCGAAGAGGGCAAAACAAACAGAAAGCAUAAGUCCCCCGUUAAGUCUCGCGUGAAGGCAAGAGCAAGAGUACUGUCUUCGGGUGAAGACAGUCCACUUGCUGGAGAUGAGAGCGAUGAUGUUCGCCGCUCUGAUGCGUCAGAACUAUCCAAUUCCACAACGUCCUCGUCCUCGUCAUCACCCUCGUCAUCCUCGUCUAAGCCACAGCGACCUUUCAAGCGAAGGAGGCUUAUCCCGGAUUCAUUUCGUCCUGCGUCCAAAGUAAAGGAGUCCGAAAAUGGGGAAACACGCAUCUUCUCGUCAACAUCCUCAGAUCCUAGUAGUCCUGAGCCUGUCAAACGUCGGCGCGUGCCAGAACCACAAUCUUCUCCACAACAACCCUCUUCGGGGGACGAUGAGGACGAUAUUAUGGACGAAGUAGAUUCUGACAGGAUCAUUGAACAAAGGUUCAGAACUAGAGCAUUAAAGCAGUCCGCCUUUUCCAGGAAUCUUGAAAUGCUAAAGGAGAGGCAAGCAAAGCGAAGAGGAACAAUUCCGUCAUGCAGGGUUAGGAAGGAAGAGGAAGAACGAUCCGAGUCUCCCUCUUCCGGCUUUUCAGAUAGUCUGAAACCAUUCAGGGGUGCCGUACCACCUGGGGAGACAGUCCAGAGUGAUAGGGAACCAGAAUCGGAUGAGCCAGAAUCUGACGGGGAUAGCUUUGUCGUUGAGGAUGAUGGCGACGUUGAGGGAAAAGUGGUGAUCCCAAUCGAGUUUAGCAUGGCUCGCCACCAGGACCUCCGUCUGCACUUCAAGAACCUAUGUUUGUAUUUUGUGCAUCUAGCAGCAACUGAGCAGUCAAAGCGGCAGCGAUUCGUUAAGAAGGCUAGGAAAGAUCGAGAGUUUCAACUCGCUUUAUCCGUUUUGGAUCGUAAGCUGUCCGGCUUUCGGGAUUCGUUAGUCGUUUCGUCCAAAUGGACUAGCAAGUUCAGACAGGAGCUCGACACAUACCCACUCUGCUCAAAUGAACGAUUGACCGAUAGCUUGCCCAUUUGUGAUGCAUGUCAUAUUUCAGGGCGGAUAGCGACAAUUUCAACUACACUUUCAGGAAAGCCAUACGAUCGUGAGACAUUCGAGGUGCUAGAAGUGUCCAAUAGGAAGAAACAUGAAGACGUCAUGUUCUCGAUGGGAAGAUUUUGUGCACGGAGAGCGUCCGUCUAUCAUUCCUUCUCACAUUGGCAGCAUGAACUGUUCAGCAUUAUUGAAAGCGAAGUGAAUGACCUUCAGCGCCCUGGGGACUCUAGAAAGGGAAAAUUUGCUAAAACCCCUUCGAGGGCCUCGAAGCAGAUGCCCGAGGAUGUGGAAGAUCCUGUACAAAUCAUGGAGUGGUUAGAUCGUCGGGGUAUCGUUGAUUAUGAAUAUUCAAGGAUGAAGAAGUUAAUGGAGUCGGCUCGCAACCUUGACACGCACGAGGACGACGACACUUUCUUAGGUUGAUGAAUGUUUUGCAUUGGAUUGACCAUGGAGCCGAGCAAACGUGAAGAAUUACAUGAGGUGGGAAUGAAGGAGAAUGACUAAAGCGGUCCACAUCAGAGGCAGCAUCUGUGAUGACAGUCGUUAUUGUUUUUCCGAUCUAUCGAAAAAUUCUGCAAUCCCCACAAGCGACGACAGAGACCGAUUCAGGGUCCCCUUCCACCAUGCGGGACGAUCUCCCCCUCGCCUUAACUGGAGACCAUGCGGCCCAUAUGUUUGAGGUCUUGAAAGCCGGUAGAGCCUCAGCUGCCGGGCAUCUGCGUUUCACACCACUGAAUCAACAAUGCCUUUCGAUCUUCAUUAGUUAGGGCGGUUGGGGGUGGGUAUUGUGGACCUCCUGGCCUCUGGC